UUUUUUUUUCUUCAGACUAUAAUAAUAAUUUUUUUCUUUUCAGCCUUUUUUUUCGGUCUCUUUCCAUACCACUUCGUACAAGAUGCCUCACUCGUUCGGUCUUCGCGCUCGUACUCGCCAUAUGUUCUCUCGUAACUUCAGAGAGCAUGGUGUCAUUCCUCUCUCUACUUACUUGAAAACUUACAAAGUUGGCGAUAUUGUCGACAUUAAGGCCAACGCUGCUGUCCAGAAGGGUAUGCCUCACAAGUUCUACCAUGGUCGUACUGGUGUUGUUUACAAUGUCACUAAGUCUGCUGUUGGUGUCAUUGUUCACAAGAGAGUUGGUAACCGUUACAUGGAAAAGCGUGUUAACGUCCGUGUCGAACAUGUUAAGCAUUCCAAGUGUCGUCAAGAAUUCUUGGAUCGUGUUGCUGCCAACGCUCAAAAGAAGAAGGAAGCUAAGGCUGCUGGUGUUUCUUUCAACCUUAAGAGAAUCCCUGCUCAACCUCGUGAAGCUCGUCAUGUUUCUACCAAGGGUAAUGUUCCUCAAACUAUUGCCCCCAUUGCUUAUGAGACCCUUAUUUAAGGAAUUUAAAAUAAAUAAUGAGUGUCGAUAAACUAACCAUGAUGCAAUAAAAAAAACCCCUAUUUUAUUCAUCAGU
Cokeromyces recurvatus is the source of this 641-nucleotide messenger RNA. RefSeq names its product 60S ribosomal protein L21-A. Gene Ontology annotation, cellular component: ribosome; cytosolic large ribosomal subunit. Lineage: Eukaryota; Fungi; Mucoromycota; Mucoromycetes; Mucorales; Mucoraceae. Gene Ontology annotation, molecular function: structural constituent of ribosome. Gene Ontology annotation, biological process: translation. The transcript has 4 exons. The record is from RefSeq and is a predicted model, not a curated record. Bases 83 to 565 code for a protein of 160 amino acids.